Poecilia latipinna (sailfin molly) is the source of this 612-nucleotide messenger RNA. Its product is annotated as sex comb on midleg-like protein 4. Bases 184 to 612 code for a protein of 142 amino acids. Lineage: Eukaryota; Metazoa; Chordata; Actinopteri; Cyprinodontiformes; Poeciliidae. The record is from RefSeq and is a predicted model, not a curated record. The transcript is spliced from 4 exons.
GUCACACCGCUCUCCACCUCUACCGCCGUCGCCGCCUGGCCAGCUGUCACCGAGUAACCUGACAGACAUCACACCGAAAACAAAAAAAGGCGCUCUGCUAUUGGAGGCAGGGAGGAGAGCCAGCAGCAGCAGCAGCAGCAGCCCGGAGCGCGGGGAUACUCCACAUCUCCACAUCUGCUUCGGAUGCUCCAGAUGAGUGUACUUGCUGCAGCGGCACAGAAGUCAGACAGCAGCAGCAGCAGCAGCAGCAACGGUGACAUGCAGUCGGCCGCAGUGGCUCCCUCCUUCAUCCCCAGCCAGCCAGGGAAGAUACCGGGCAGGAAGAGGGGCAGGCCCCCCCUCCGCAGCGUGGCCAAGAUGGAUUUCCCCAACCGGUACCCCGAGUCGCUGCCGCCGCUCAAAGUGCCGAAGAAGAGGGGGAGAAAGCCGGGCUUCAAGCUCAAACCGCGGAUGGUGAUGACCCCUCUGGCUAUUUCUCCACCCAGCAGCACGCCCGAGCCUGAUAUGAGCUCCAUCCCUCAGGACGCUGCCACCAUCCCCCAUUCGGCCACAGCCCAGGUGCUAACAGGUAAAAAAAAAANAAAAAAAAACAUAACAGUUAGGAUCAUAUGA